AUGUCUAAAUUUGCAAAAUUCUUAAAGGACCUUCUAAAACGUAAAGAUAGGUUAGGAGAGGCUUCUAACAUUCCCCUUAGUAGAGGGUGUUCCGCCGUAGUCUUGAACAAGAUCCCGGAAAAAUUGACGGAUCCGGGCCUUUUCACCAUUCCAUGCUUGUUCGGGAGUGAUACCGAGUGUAGGGCCCUAGCCGAUUUAGGAGCGAGUAUAAACCUCAUGCCAUAUUCCAUGUACGAGAGGUUAGGUCUAGGAGAGUUAUCCCCUACACGUAUGUCUUUGUCCUUAGCCGAUAGAUUAGUGAAGUAUCCACGUGGUAUAAUUGAAAACCUUUUAGUUAAAGUGAACAAAUUCUUCUUUCCCGUAGACUUUGUCGUUCUUGAUAUGGAAGCCGAUGAGAAGGUUCCUAUCAUUUUAGGACGCCCAUUCUUGUUUACCGCCAAGGCUAUCAGUGAUGUCUUCGACGGUAAAAUUACACUUCAAGUCGGUGAGGAGAGAGUCACUUUCGAGAUAGCACGUUCCAUGGAACACCCUAGUGUUGAGGGUAAGUUAGAUGAGGUACUUGAGAAAGUAGAGGAAGUUGUGAGUGAGAGUGAGGAAGGAGAAGAGACAGAGUGGGUCCCCGAAGUGUUAGAGUUGAGUGAAGUGAAAAGCGAGAAUGAGAGCACACCCUUAGAGAAGCCCGCCCCAUUAGAACUUAAGGUUCUCCCAUCCCACUUAGAGUAUGCUUUCCUUGGUGAGGGGUCCGAUUUUCCCGUCAUUAUUACAUCUAAGUUAGAGGAGGGGGAAAUGGUAGGUUGUUAG
Molecule: messenger RNA, 801 nt
Organism: Helianthus annuus (common sunflower)
Lineage: Eukaryota; Viridiplantae; Streptophyta; Magnoliopsida; Asterales; Asteraceae
Exons: 2
Coding region: 1-801 (266 amino acids)
Source: RefSeq, a predicted model, not a curated record